GCUUAAUUAAUUUGCUGAAAUACUCUCAUUAUUAUUAUUAUUAAGUCUUUCAAAUUCAAAAAUUAUAAUGUCUGGUUGUGGUUCUAACUGUGGUUGCGGUUCUAGCUGCAGUUGCGGCAACGGUGGAGGGUGCAGCAUGUACCCUGAUUUGGAGAAGUCCACUACCUUUACCAUCAUCGAAGGAGUUGCACCUAUGAACAACAAGAGAAUGGUUGAAGGAUCAAUUGAGAAAGCAACAGAAGGAGGAAAUGGGUGCAAGUGUGGAUCAAGCUGCAACUGUGACCCUUGCAACUGUUGAAGUUCUACUAUAGUCUAUAUAUACAGUGCUUCAACUAUAUGGAUAUGAAAAAAAUUGUUUUUAUGUAUUUAUUAUCAAGUGUGUUAUGUAACAUUGUGUUGUAAAAGCUUUGUAUAAUAAUUUGAAUAAGACUAUAGCCAUGUAAUUAAUAGUGUGGGAUGCUACUAUACUAUACUCUCAUGGCUUUUGUGUUUUGGUUAUUUAA
Molecule: messenger RNA, 503 nt
Organism: Solanum verrucosum
Lineage: Eukaryota; Viridiplantae; Streptophyta; Magnoliopsida; Solanales; Solanaceae
Product: metallothionein-like protein type 2
Exons: 4
Coding region: 68-298 (76 amino acids)
Molecular function (GO): metal ion binding
Source: RefSeq, a predicted model, not a curated record